Messenger RNA from Anarrhichthys ocellatus (wolf-eel), 2049 nucleotides. RefSeq names its product zinc finger, MYND-type containing 19 (gene zmynd19). NCBI's taxonomy places the organism in Eukaryota, Metazoa, Chordata, Actinopteri, Perciformes, Anarhichadidae. The record is from RefSeq and is a predicted model, not a curated record. Bases 183 to 866 code for a protein of 227 amino acids. The transcript has 6 exons. Gene Ontology annotation, cellular component: synapse; cytoplasm; membrane.
CAGAGUCAGACAGCUCGGCUUUCCUGCACCAGCAGCGGUGUGUGUCACCGAGGUGCUGCCGGAGAGACUCGGAGUCACAGGGAGAACAAACCCCAAACUGGCAUCGCAGUGGGUGCUGAGGGGCUGACUACAGCUCAGGUUGGAUCCCUCUCUCUGUCACCACCACCACCUCGUCCUUCCCGAUGUCGGAUUUCAAGCUUGGGAUCGUGCGGCUCGGCCGUGUGGCCGGGAAGACAAAAUACACACUGAUUGAUGAGCAGGACAUACCGCUUGUGGAAAACUAUGCAUUUGAGGCGCGCAUGGAGGUAGAUGCGGAUGGCAAUGGAGCGAAGAUCUUCGCCUACGCUUUCGACAUCGGCAAAGGCCGCUGGGCAGGAAGGCCUUUGCACGAGCUGCUCUGGGAGAAGCACAGAGGAGGCAUUGCCCCCAGUUUUCAAGUCAUCCACAUCAACUCUGUGACAGUGGACAACCGGCUAGACAACCUGCGACUGGUGCCAGUGGGCUGGAGCCCUAAGCCGGAGGAGAUCUCCAGCAAACAGAGAGAGCAGUCUCUGUACUGGCUGGCCAUCCAGCAGGUACCGGCCGACCCUGUGGAGGAGCAGUAUCUGGAGCUGAGCCGCACACGCUACUACAACGCUAACGGGGAGCUGGUGGAGGAGGAGGAGUGCUCCUGCACCUACUACGAGUGUCAUUAUCCUCCCUGUUCACUCAUCGAGAGGAGGCUCCGGGAGUUCAACAUCUGCGGUCGCUGCCAAGUGGCACGCUACUGUGGCUCCCAGUGCCAGCAGAGGGACUGGCCCGCCCACAAGAAGCAGUGUCGCGAGCGCAAGCGGGUGCUGGCUCUCGAGUCGGAGCCCGAACGAUGAUCAGCUUUCAUCCUCGCCUGGGAGGGGAGGAGGGGGGGGGGGGGGAGAGAUAGGGUUGGACUUAUGGGAGAGAAGCGGGAGGGGGAUCGCUGACAAGAGACUAACGACGGAGGACAAUGUUGGUUGCUUGAUUGUUGGACGGAUUCAGGCGGUAAGAAGAUGGAGGGGAAAGAGGAUAAAGCAAAAAGACAUCUGCCACUUUCCAGAACUGGUAACUCUCCAUAGCUUGCUUGCUGGAUGACGGGGAACGGUAUUAUUAUUAUUUUUGUCAUUUUUCUCGAGGUGCGGAGACCCUCGAGAUCGACCUGCUGCUAUGGUUUUAUAUGCGAGGGGAAAAAAAAGUUGUCUUGUUGACGGAACUGGACGAGCUUCUUUGGACCACGAUAUAGACGGUUGUCGUCAUCCACUUUAGUUCUUCCACCCACCCGCUGGGUGUGGUGACGUUUGUGCAUACGGGGGACCCCGGGGGGGGCUGCAGUACCUUGUCGUUCAACUGGUACGACGGGACACGGACCUUUUCACUGUAUCGCUCCCUCUCUGACCUCUCUGCACACGGCCGCUGUCUUCAUGGUCAUCGACACCUUAGCCGCCUCCCCUUUCCUGUCGUACUCCCCCGCACAGCCAAUCACGACACACAUCAAAAUUGAUUUCACUGAUUGAAUCACACUACCAGUAUUGAGUGUGGGUGUGUGUAUGCUUGUAUGUAUGUAUGCGUGCGUGUGCGUGUGUGUGCUGCCAUUAUGUACUGAAGGACAUUGAAAUGGUCUACAUGGGUUACGGGCCGGGUUAAUGUAUGUCUUUUCUCUUCUUAAAGGGGCCAUAUUACACCGUUUUAAAUUUCAUAUUUAGUCGUAAAUUGAUGGGUUAAAUAUGUUCACUGUUCUAUAAUAAAGUAGCUGCCAAAUAAAAGGCUAACAUUUUUUUCCUAGACAUCUUCUUGACCGAGUUAAUUUAUUUUUCUACCAAUUUGAUCGGACUGAUGUUUGAGACAAGGUACAACGUUUUAGUCGCCACUUUUUAAACAAUCCUGCUAUUUAAAAAGCUGUUCCUGGUGAUACCAGUACUUUGUCGUGAUCUCUCAAACAAAGCUUGUUAUGUUGGUCACGGUAUAAGAAGCUGCUUCCUUGUGAUCUCAAUAUUUCAUGUUCUCAAGACAGAGUAUCUUGUCUGAUGAUUAUCUCUA